AUGCAAUUGCUUGCAGGUCGAUGUCAGAUACUAUACAAGGUGAUGGAUGACGACGAAUACGAGGACACCACCAAGCGCAGUGAAUUGAGGUUCCGGGUUCAACGUCCAUUCUCACCAAUUGGACUUUACAACCAAUCCUGUAAAACAAUAAAUAACUCUCCACAAGUCUUGGUCAACUGA
This is a messenger RNA of Babesia bigemina, 180 nucleotides long. RefSeq lists its product as hypothetical. The record is from RefSeq and is a predicted model, not a curated record. NCBI's taxonomy places the organism in Eukaryota, Apicomplexa, Aconoidasida, Piroplasmida, Babesiidae. Bases 1 to 180 code for a protein of 59 amino acids. The transcript has a single exon.